This is a messenger RNA of Exophiala bonariae, 867 nucleotides long. RefSeq lists its product as uncharacterized. Lineage: Eukaryota; Fungi; Ascomycota; Eurotiomycetes; Chaetothyriales; Herpotrichiellaceae. Gene Ontology annotation, cellular component: membrane. Bases 1 to 867 code for a protein of 288 amino acids. The transcript has a single exon. The record is from RefSeq and is a predicted model, not a curated record. Gene Ontology annotation, molecular function: transmembrane transporter activity. Gene Ontology annotation, biological process: transmembrane transport.
AUGCAGGCUACGUCGCACCUACCAGGCGAGGCCGGCGAGGACAUUCCUCCUGAGGGAGGUCUAUACGCAUGGCUCGUCGUUGCUGGAUGCUUCGCCCUUCUUAUGGCCUCUUGGGGUUUGUUGUUCUCUGUUGGAAUCUUCCAGACAUAUUUUGAAGCAAACCAGCUACGCGAUUUCUCGCCAAGCGAGAUUGGUUGGAUCCCAGGAGUUCUCGUCUUCGUUGCCCUCACCGUGGGUUUACAGGUAGGACCUCUUCUCGAUCGAUACGGUCCUACUUAUAUUCUCCUCCUUGGUACUAUCUGCAUAGCAAGCAGUUUUCUCGUUCUUGCACAGUGCAAUGCUUAUUGGCAGAUUAUGCUCUGCUUCGGCUUCUGGGCAGGUUUGGGCUGUGCGUGCUUAAGCACUCCCGCGAUUGCGAUCAUACCACACUAUUUCCAACGUCGUGUUGGCUUCGCGCUUGGUGUCGCCCUCGCAGGGGCCGGACUUGGGGGAGUGGUCUUCCCCUUCAUGAUCCAAACUGGAUUCGACCAUAUCGGCUGGGCAUGGACCAUGAGAAUGCUAGCACUCAUAUUCGGAGUCCUUGCUGCACUAGGGACGGCUUCGGUCAAGUCGCGAUUAGCAAAGAAAAUGGUCAAAGGUGUGCUGAGUUUCAGGUCUUUCAAAGACUCCAGGUUUACCUGGCUCGUAGUCGGGCUAUUCUGUAAGAGGAUGACUUUUCAGAAUUGCAUUGCUUUUGUGGCUAAGAGAUUACUUCUAGUUCUUGAAUUCGACUUCUAUGCAGUCUUGGGCAUCCUUCCAACUUUCACAAUUGCGAAGGGAUUUUCCACCUCCGACUCAACCAGUAUGAUGGCGGUCUUGAAUGCGUAA